Molecule: messenger RNA, 629 nt
Organism: Penaeus monodon (black tiger shrimp)
Lineage: Eukaryota; Metazoa; Arthropoda; Malacostraca; Decapoda; Penaeidae
Product: zinc finger protein 468-like
Exons: 2
Coding region: 39-629 (196 amino acids)
Biological process (GO): regulation of transcription by RNA polymerase II
Molecular function (GO): RNA polymerase II cis-regulatory region sequence-specific DNA binding; DNA-binding transcription factor activity, RNA polymerase II-specific
Source: RefSeq, a predicted model, not a curated record
GCAAGGAAUUGUCUAAAGAGAGUCACAUCAGGAUUCACAUGAGAGUCCACACAAAGGAGAAGCCAUACAACUUUGAUAUUUGCAAUAAGACAUUCCCAUCCAAAAGUGAUCUUGAAAGGCACGAGAGCUGCGAGAUUUGCAACAAUGCAUUCUCAUGUAAAAAAAAUCUGUUGAGGUACAUGAGGACACAUACAAAGGAGAAGCCAUACAGCUAUGAGAUUUGCAAUAAGGCCUUCUCUGAGAUAGGUAACUUAGUAGCGCACAUUAGAGUGCACACCAAGGAGAAACCAUACUGCUGUGAGAUUUGCAACAAGGCCUUCUCAUAUAAAGGUAGUCUAGAGAUUCAUAUGAGAAGGCAUAGAAAGGAGAAGACAUACAGCUGUGAAAUUUGCAAUAAGGCCUUCUAUUUGAAAAGCCAUGUAGUAAGGCAUAUGAGAGUGCAUACAAAAGAGAAGCCAUACAGCUGUGAGAUUUGCAAUAAGGGUUUCUCAGAGAAAUCUAAUUUAGUGAGACAUAUAAGAGUACAUACAAAAGAGAAGCCAUACUGCUGUGAGAUUUGUAAUAAGGCCUUUGCUUUGAAAGGUAAUUUAGUAAGGCACAUGAGAGUACAUACAAAGGAUAAGUCAUGA